AUGGAAAAGCAUCACAUAGAUAUUGACCUGAAGAUGUUCCCUGUCGCUGAAGAGGAACAUAUGCUUGCCUUUACUGCAAAUGGAGUCAAGAUCGGGAUGAUCAGGAGCGCUGACUACUCAAUCGAAAUAAACGAUGUGCCAGUAGAAAGAAUGGAUCGUCUCGGAGAAAUCAAUACCACGAGUCCAAUCAUGACGACACUUUCCGUCAUUGGCGUCCUUGUGCUCACUGCACUUGUUGGGCUGGCGGUACAAAUUGCCAACCUAUACGUGUUUCGAGUCAUGGUUUGCAAUGCGAUAAGCCGUUAA
Molecule: messenger RNA, 306 nt
Organism: Trichophyton verrucosum HKI 0517
Lineage: Eukaryota; Fungi; Ascomycota; Eurotiomycetes; Onygenales; Arthrodermataceae
Exons: 1
Coding region: 1-306 (101 amino acids)
Source: RefSeq, a predicted model, not a curated record